AUGUCGGUACAACGAGUGACAGGCAGACGGCCAAAAGACGAAAUUACAAGUUGUGCAGUGAAGGCUACGAAGACAGCAAAGAUGACUGACGGCAUAGAAGAGGCAAUAACAGAAGUGGAUACAUUUGAAGUCGAAGAACUAAGAGAAAGAUUGGAACGAUUAGGACGUUCUAUCAAGGGUACCAAGCCAGUCUUAGCUGACAGACUGCCAAACGACGAUGAAGAUGAUGAAGAAGGCGAUGACGUCCCUGGUAAAGGUGAAGCAAGUAGUGAAGAAGAAGAAGAAGAGGAACUCGAUGUGAAAACUCUACGUACCGCUGCACUAAAAGAAGAACUACGCAAGCGAAGUAGCAAAGUGACAGGUAAAAAAUCAGAAUUAAGGGCUCGGUUACAAAGAGCACUAGAUCAAGAAGCAACAAGCACAGAAGAAACUACGACCGACGAUAGCGAAGAUGAAGAAGUAGAAAUAACCUUGCAGAGAGGAAAAAAGAACGCUGAUAAGAAGAUAAAAUCAUUGAUGUCACUCAAGGAAGCUCAGAAGUCACUACCAGUGUUUACUGGAGAUAAAGGUGAAAACAUUCAACGAUGGCUAUUAACGUUUGAAACAAUAGCAAAAAUCGCAGGUCAAGCUGAUAUUGAGGAAGAGGCAAUAAUUCAAUACAGUAUAGAUGGUAUACGAGAUGAUGAAGUAAACAAGACGAUACUAUAUGGAGCAUCUUCCAUAAAAGAAUUUCGCAAAAAACUUCAGUUAUAUGAAACACAAAAAGAGAACAGCGGAAAAUCUCACAGAAGUAUCCAACGACCGUCAAACAAUGAUAAACCAAAGAGAAUAGCAGUGGACAAGAUGACGGACAGAAAAGAUGGAGUGAUUGUGAAGCCUAAACAUUGUUUCGUAUGCGGUAAUAAGAACCAUCUCAGCAGAGAUUGCCCAGACAAGGAAAAGGGAAGGAAGUGUUUCAAAUGCGAUAGGUUUGGCCACAUAUCUAGUGAGUACACUACUGAGGUGAAGAAAUCUAGCUCAACCAAUACAGAGUCUAGAGCAAGAGUGGACGCAGUUGAAGCUACAAAGCGGAAGAUUCCAAAGGACAUCAAGAUGUUGGGCCAAGAUGUUACAGCUUGCAUAGAUUCAGGAAGUGAUCUACAUCUUGUACGUUUCAGUGAAUACCAGCGCUUAGGAGCACCAAAGCUUGAACUCAAGAAGAUUGUAUUUGACGGUGCAAAUUCUAAAGAUAAUAAAACAAUAGGUCGAUUUACAACAGAAAUAGAAAUCGAUGAAAUGAAGUUCGACUUUGUAUUUCAUGUCGUGCCUGAUGAAUACAUUCCUUACAAUGUCAUUGUGGGGGUAGAAUUAACAGACUUGGCGGAAGUGAGGUUAAGACACAGAGCUGCAAAAGUAGUAUCGCUAGAAGAAAAGGAAAUGAAGGAAAUUGUAGUACAAAUAGAUGAUCCAGGAUGGCAGACAGUUCUCUCCAUCAACGCCCAAGUUGAACCAGAACCAGAGGUGUCAACAAGGCACAUCGCCGAUCCGAAAAUCAGGGAAGAAGUAAAAGAAAUAGUGGAAAAUUAUGAACCCAGAAAGACGAAAGAAACAGAAGUAAAGAUAAACAUAAUUCUUAAUGAUGAAGUACCAGUUUUCCAGAAUCCACGGCGCUUAUCAGCUGAUCAACGAAAGAUUGUAAAUGAAAUUGUAGAUGAAUGGUUACAGCGAGGUAUAGUAAGACACAGUACAUCAAACUAUGCCAGCCCUAUAGUACUAGUUGCCAAGAAGAACAAUCAGUGGAGGCUAUGUGUAGACUAUCGAAUGCUGAACAGGAAGAUUUUACGAGAUAGAAAUCCAUUGCCACUAAUUGAAGACCAGUUGGACAGAUUGCAAGAUGCCAGAGUGUUUUGUACACUAGAUAUGAAGGAUGGAUUCUUCCACGUGCCCAUAGAAGAAUCAAGUAUUAAAUAUACAGCUUUUGUGACUCCGGAUGGACAGUUUGAAUUCCUACGAGUACUAUUUGGAUUGUGCAAUUCUCCAGCUGUAUUUCAGAGAUUUGUCAGAGCAGUUUUUCAAAGACUCAUUAACGAUGGAACAGUUUUAGCCUAUUUGGAUGAUUUAAUUAUUCCUGCCAAGACAGAAGCUGAAUGUUGUGAAAAGUUGAAAAAAGUAUUAAAACAAGCUGAGAUGUAUGGACUGAUAAUUAAUUGGAAAAAAUGUGAGCAGCUAGUGAGACGUGUUCAAUAUUUAGGAUAUAUAGUGGAAGAGGGAGAGAUUCGACCUUCAGACGAGAAAACCAAAGCCGUGAAAAACUUUCCAAAACCCAAGUCGGUAAAGCAGAUACAGUCAUUCCUGGGGUUAACAGGAUAUUUCAGGAAGUUCAUACCAGAUUACGCUCGAAUCGCGCGACCACUAUCAAAUUUAUUAAGAAAUAGUGUCAAGUUCCAUUGCGGUCCACUUCAUUUCCAAGUUGGCGCUUUUUUGUCUACUACGAUGAAAUAA
Molecule: messenger RNA, 2481 nt
Organism: Cephus cinctus (wheat stem sawfly)
Lineage: Eukaryota; Metazoa; Arthropoda; Insecta; Hymenoptera; Cephidae
Exons: 3
Coding region: 1-2481 (826 amino acids)
Molecular function (GO): nucleic acid binding; zinc ion binding
Source: RefSeq, a predicted model, not a curated record